CUGAAGCAGCCGGAAGUGACGCGAGGACGUGAAUCGGAUGACGUGAGUUUGUCAGUUGCUUCUAGAACACAGCUCUUUCUCACAAGAGGGUUUUCUGUGUUCUCGCGGUCUCGCGUCGUUUAGUGACAGUCCAGGCGAACUGUUCCGCUACCACUGAACGAAUACAUAACGAAAGCGUUCUCUAUUAAUGUCGGAUCUCUCCGCUGUUGAAGGGUUUAGAUGUAGCGCACGCAGCGGAUCAGAUAUGGCGAACAGAAGCUGAAGGAGGUGAUCUCGUCGAGGGUUUCCUCUUAUCUCGCUUCUCCUUCCUCCAAUACUCGCGUGGUUUCAACAGCAGGCCUGGUUUACAGACUCUGUUUAGUGUUUGUCGAGUGGUGAGCUGUAGACAGUUAUCGUCAGGAUCAUGGAUUUCGACAGCGUGCUGUCCAUUGCUUCCCAAAAUCAAGGCCUCAGCAGCGUGUCGCGGUAUAGCCUGAAAACCGGUCCACCCAAGAAAGAUGUCAAAGUCAAGGGAGUGAACUCGUCUGCGGUGCAGGCCUUCUUGAAAAAACAGGCCAUGGAGCAAAAGAAAAAAGAAAUACAGAGUAAGAAAGCAAAAGAGGACCUGCUGGCCAAAAGAGUGGCGCUUAAAUCAGACAGGAAGGCAAGAGCAAUGGCUUCCCGAACUAAGGACAAUUUCAGAGGUUACAACGGCAUCCCUGUCAUAGACCAGCCCAAAAAAAGGCGGUCAAAGGGGGAGAGAUCUGAUGAGCAGCAAACAUCGAAUGCAGAUGAUGACGAUGAUGAUGGUGACAAUUACGACUAUGAAGGAACAGAUUCUGAAUCUGAAGAACAAAGCAUGCCUGUUAAGCCUCCGUCUUGGCCUGAGUCGUCUAAAAAAGUCGACAGCAAACCGAAAAAACACAGUGCUCCAGCAAGGCCCCCUCCAUCAACAAUGAACUUUGCGGACCUCUUGAGACUUGCUGAAAAGAAGCAAUUUGAACCUGUUGAAGUAAAAGUAGUGAAGAAGACCGAAGAGAGGCUUAGAACAGCCGAGGAGAUUCGAGAACUCGAAAUAGAGCGCAGAGUCAAGAAUCAGGAUAGAGGGAAAGAUGCCAAACCAGACAAGAAUUCAGGACACAAAGACAGCCGAUCCCAGCCCAGCUCAAAUUCACAAAAGAAGAACGUAGAACGAGAUGGCAAAAUUGGGAAAUUGCCCAAGCCAUCGGGGGAAAAGUACCAGUCAGGUAGUACCAGCAAAAAGCCAAAGCUUCAAUCAUCCAGUGAAAGAAUUCCAAGUUCUGCCAAACUACACGGAGACAGAAACUCAGGCUCCUCAGGUGCCUUAAAUGGUAAAGCUGCCAUGAAGAACAGUGCUCCUUUUCAAUUGAAACCAGCACCCUCACAAGGCCAAAGGCCCACAACCUCAAGUGACCUUACCCCAAAGAAGGGGAAUACCUCAGUACCUCAAGGGAAAUCAAGUAUUUUGGGAAGUCGUGCUGGAGUUGCUCCUGGUGCAGCUAGACCAAGUCAAGCACCACACAAAAACUCUGGGCAAGUUAGACCUAGUAACUCUGGUGGGCCACCUCAGAAACCAGCUAAACCAGGACAUUUAUCACGGCCUGGGAGCAAUGGACUUGUACCCUCUUCUGGUGACCCCUCAAAGCAACCAAGGCCAGGUGGUAGUUUGCAAGUUAAGCAUGCUCCUGGAAGCUCCAAGGCCGCCCCAAAUGGACCAAGCAGGAUGGGAAGUAGUGUUUCUGGGAGACCGGUAAACAUCAUGGGCUCCGGCCCUAGAAGAUCUCAGUGCACUGUUGUUUCGGAGACUAUUUCAUCAAAGAGCUUUGCAACGAGACCUGGGAUGGUUCCAAGACCUCCGGGACCUCAAGGCCCCAGGACAGUCAUUGGUCCCUCAGGCCACAGAGUCCUGGUUAAACCUCCUGGACCAGUGUUGCCCCCCAUAACAUCCAGUUAUAAACGAAAGUAUGAGGAGGAGGAGGAAGAGUACGACUCUGAGAUGGACGACUUCAUCGACGAUGAAGGAGGGGAACAAGAUGAAAUUUCAAAACAUAUCAGGGAAAUCUUUGGCUAUGACAGGAACAAAUAUAAAGAUGAAAGUGACUAUGCAUUGAAAUUUAUGGAGAGCAGCUGGAAAGAACAGCAGAAAGAGGAAGCGAGGAGCCUGCGAAUGGCAGUGUAUGAGGACCAGGAGGAGGAAAGACGAGAACUUGAGGAGAUGAGGCGCAAGAAUGCCAAGAAGAGAAAAUGAUUGUGUUUCCGACAGACUGAAAUAAAACGCUUCUCUCCCUUUACGCAGAGACCCAGCGAAAAUGGCGAUCCUUAAUGACACCUGUUUUUGUUUCUGCCUCAGUUUGCGCCUGGGCAUCAAGGAGGAUGAAGAGGAGAUGCGUAUGGAGGAGGAGGAGAUGAAAAGAAAACUAGCGAUGAAAGCAAAGCAGAAAAAGAUUUAGUUUCCCUUACUUGACUUUGAUAUAGUCUUAUUUGGUUGGGAGGAACCGAGUGGAAUGGAAAUGCCUUCCUUGUGCCGCUGACAUUGUUACACUAUUUAUUUGAAUGCCCAAGCCAUGGGAGCAGGUUUGCACUAUCAAGAGCCCAUCUGACAUAGCUGAGCUUCGGAGAAAAUAAUAUAUGAAAUGAAUAACUGAGAAUCACGAUAGCAUUUUUUUGUAUCUGUAGAAACCAUGAAAGUAUAUCUAUGUGGAUGCCUUACUCAAGCACCGAUUUCCAGAUUGGUCCUGAUUUAGGGAGAGCUAUUUUAUAACUUGUACUAUUUAAUUGGCGAAAAAGACAGAAGAAUGCCAUUUUUCCAAUGUAUUUUUUUGUUAAAGUGAUUUGACAGA
This is a messenger RNA of Cyprinus carpio (common carp), 2840 nucleotides long. RefSeq names its product protein SPT2 homolog. The record is from RefSeq and is a predicted model, not a curated record. Lineage: Eukaryota; Metazoa; Chordata; Actinopteri; Cypriniformes; Cyprinidae. Gene Ontology annotation, cellular component: nucleolus. Gene Ontology annotation, molecular function: DNA binding; histone binding. Gene Ontology annotation, biological process: regulation of DNA-templated transcription; nucleosome assembly.